AUGGCUCCUAAAAAGCUUUCCAAGUCGCAAGCCGGAGUCCAACCAGUUCCCGAAAAGCGCGGUUAUGAAUUCGGUGGACCUCUAGGUGCCUUCGGAAUUGUCUUCGGACUGCCAAUUCUCGUUUAUGUCUUCGCCUUCGUCUGCAAUGAUGUGACAGGGUGCCCCGCCCCCUCGCUCCUCAGUCCCUCAACCUUGACCCUCGAUCAAUUGAAACAAGAUGUGGGAUGGCCGGAAGAGGGUAUUACAGGACUCUUUGAUGCGCAAGUGACAUUGUGGACUUUGAGCUACUAUGCCUUCAGCUUGUUCUUGCAGAUCUUCCUGCCUGGCCAAGUUGCGGAAGGCGUUCCCCUGGGCUGCGGGGGCAGACUGAAAUAUAAGUUCAAUGCAUUCCCAUCUGCUCUCAUUAUCCUCACCGGUCUGGCCACUGGUACCUAUAUUUCUGGUGCUGAUUUCGUGGUGUGGACCUUCCUGUGGGGCAACUACAUCCAAGUCAUUACCGCAAACCUCAUCAUCUCUUCGUCAAUCGCACUGUUCGUUUACGCCAAGAGCUUUUCAGUCCCUAGACCUGGCACGGCCAACCCUACCUCCCGAGAGCUAGCCCCUGGCGGCCACACCGACAAUGUCCUCUAUGACUUCUUCAUUGGUCGCGAGCUCAACCCUCGUGUCAAACUGCCUAUUCCAUUUGUCAGUGAGGCAUCGCGCACCAUUGAUAUCAAGGUGUUUAUGGAGAUGCGCCCAGGUCUGCUCGGAUGGACAAUCUUGAACUUGUCCAACGUUGCUCAUCAGUACCGUACCCACGGCUACAUCACCGACUCAAUAAUCCUGGUCACCAUUUUCCAGGGCUUCUACAUCCUAGACGCACUUUACAUGGAGCCUGCGAUCAUGACCACUAUGGAUGUUAUCAUGGAUGGAUUCGGCUUCAUGUUAUCCUUCGGCGAUGUGGUCUGGGUCCCUCAUGUCUACAGCAUCCAAAGCCGCUAUCUUUCCAUCUUCCCUCUCCAGCUGGGUUGGUCAGGCAUCGCUCUUGUUCUAGCUGUUACUGCCAUUGGAUACUCUAUCUUCCGUGGUGCUAACAACCAAAAGAACCGAUUCCGUACUGAUCCCAAUGACCCUCGCGUGAAGCACAUCAAGUUCAUUGAAACCGCCAGUGGGUCUAAGUUGAUGACCUCCGGCUGGUGGGGUAUGGCGCGUCACAUCAACUACCUGGGAGACUGGACUAUGUCUUGGGCGUACUGUCUCCCUACCGGGAUUGCUGGCUAUGCCAUGAUUGAAGCCGUUAACCCGGUCACUGGUGUUCUGCAGAAGCAGGCUGUGCAGACCCCGGAGGUUCGCGGCUGGGGAAUGGUCCUUACGUACUUCUAUAUGCUUUACUUCGGUGUCUUGUUGAUUCAUCGCGAGAUGCGUGACGAGGAGAAGUGCAAGAAGAAGUAUGGCGCCGACUGGGAUCGUUAUACUUCCUUGGUCCGCAGCCGGAUCAUCCCCGGAAUCUACUAG
This is a messenger RNA of Penicillium angulare, 1494 nucleotides long. RefSeq lists its product as uncharacterized. The record is from RefSeq and is a predicted model, not a curated record. Gene Ontology annotation, cellular component: endoplasmic reticulum membrane. Gene Ontology annotation, biological process: ergosterol biosynthetic process. The coding region runs from base 1 to 1494 and encodes 497 amino acids. The transcript has 3 exons. NCBI's taxonomy places the organism in Eukaryota, Fungi, Ascomycota, Eurotiomycetes, Eurotiales, Aspergillaceae. Gene Ontology annotation, molecular function: Delta14-sterol reductase activity.